CGAACGCAUGGAAGCGUGUAGUUUUGAUGCUCUCGCUUACGGUUUUUGUUAUUCAUACUGAUGGAUUAGCAAGCAAUAGAAGUGAAUUUUAGUGAACAUUUGUGUAACCAUAACAGGAGUGUGAUUUGUAAUCUUACGGAUAAGCGGAAUGCGUUUUGCGAAGAACAAACAAUUGACGAAAUCAAGUGCACAAUUGUUGUAGGUCAUAAGUGAAGAUACAAAAUCUAGAAUACUACGAAUUCCAACACGUAUUUCAAACAGUGAAAAGUGACAAAUACGAUGGGAAAACUAAACCACCAGUGAAACAGAUUUAAAACUGUUCUACCUUAAAAGCUAAAGAUAUUAACAGCACCGUGUAUCACUGAAAACAAGUAGGAGAAUCUCUGAUUAAAAUUUUCCGGACUGGAAAAACACUGUGAGGAUUUACUACGGAAUAGUUCAAGUUAAAUUACUUAAAAGUGAAUGGUGUUAAACUCUACCACUCGAAAAUGGAUGCCAACAAUUUUGUGAUGUCUUCCUACCAGUUCGUGAACUCACUCGCCUCGUGCUACCCGAACAACAGCCAGAAUCCAAAUAAUGCCCAAACGGGUGGUUCCGGUUCCGGACAAAGUGAUGGCUAUUUCCCGCCCUCGGCUUACACCCCCAAUCUGUACCCGGGAACGCCACAUCAGGCUCACUACUCCAAUCCGCAGUCGUACAAUCCACUGGCAGCGGCGGGAGCGGGCAAUGUAAACAGCAGCGCCAGCAGUGGCGGCCAUCAAUCAAGUGAAAUGGUUGACUAUACACAGCUACAGCCUCAAAAAUUUCUUCUGAACCAGCAACAGCAGCAGCAGCAGCAACAAUCCGCCCUCAGUUCUCAGAGCUGUAAAUAUGCUAGCGAAGGUGCUAGCGCAGGUUCGAAUGUAGGUAAUAACACUAGCAAUAAUAAUAGCACUACAAGCCCACAAGACCUAAGCACGGCAGGCAACACCGGCAGCGGUGGCGGAGGUGGAAGCAAUCGGCCGGAUAUAUCGCCAAAAUUAUCCCCGAGCUCAGUGGUAGAGAAUGUGUCGCGAACAAUCAAAACGCCAACAACAUCCAUUUGUUCUAGCAACACAAACAACAACAGUGGCAAUAUCAGUAAUCGAAAUCCAGUGAACCAAGUGAAUUUGCCCCUGGGCAGUCCGGAUGCCGAUGAUUCCGAUGCGAGUGACGAUGAUAGCGGCACAGAGGGAGGAAGCUCCCAAGGAGGCGGCAGUGGUUCGAAAAAAGGUGGACCACCGCCACAAAUCUAUCCAUGGAUGAAACGAGUGCAUAUCGGCCAGAGUACCGUCAACGCCAACGGUGAAACGAAACGCCAGCGGACAUCGUACACGCGCUACCAAACCCUGGAACUGGAGAAGGAGUUCCACUUCAAUCGAUACCUGACCCGCAGACGACGAAUCGAAAUCGCCCAUGCCCUCUGUCUGACGGAGCGGCAAAUAAAGAUCUGGUUCCAGAAUCGCCGGAUGAAGUGGAAAAAGGAGCACAAGAUGGCUUCGAUGAACAUUGUUCCCUAUCACAUGUCACCGUACGGACAUCCGUAUCAGUUUGAUAUUCAUCCGUCUCAGUUCGCACAUCUUACACUGUCGUACACUUUAUCGCGGAAAAAAGAGGAACGAAAACGAAAAAUUGAGGCCACGCCGGAGAGGAAGUGGUCUGCUGGCUCAACGGACGCGCUGUUAUCCGGCGAUUUCGUGGAGCAGUACAAAACGAGUUUCGAUGACAGCGUGUUUACCGUUUUCUGUGGAGAGAAUUGUGGAAGGGAAAGGAGUGCGGGGGAACUACUGGAAAUCCGAUGGGUAACCGUUUCCGAAAGGAAGGUGGUGUGGUGUAAGAAGAUGAGUUCAUUCUUGAUGGGAUAUCCGCACCAUUUUCAAUCCAUGGGUAUCAAUAUUGAACCGAAAUUUCCUCCAAGUGAUGAAUACGGCUUCCAUAAUGGAUACAGCAGUGUGAAUGGGAUUACGCAAACCGGAAAUGAAUACUUGCAUCAUGCACAGAGCGACAUGCUGCACCACAAUAAUGGUAGCAACAGCGGCAGUGGUUAUAAUGGCUACGCGCAUGGUAUGGGUCAUUACUACCAUCAUCACCAUCACCACCACCAUAAUGGGUACGCCUCUCCGGUGCAGAUGCACCCGGUUACUCCAACAUCCGCACCUGCAACACCUCUACAGCCAGUAACACCGGCAAGCAGCUCAACACCAAAUCAAAACGAUGGAUACGUGUCAAACUCAACGCCGUAUUACUCGGGUUUUUAUAGCAGUAAUGCACACCAAUCGUUAAUGGACGUUCCGUUGCAAUGCUCAGAAAAUGAAAUUAGUAAUACGGCACUAGGAUUACAAGAACUAGGUAUAAAACUUGAUAGGCGAAUAGAGGAGGCUGUGCCGACUGGGCAACAACUUCAAGAGCUUGGUAUGCGGUUGAGAUGUGAAGACGUCGGAUCAGACCAGGAUGAAUACCUGGACGAGGAACGUUUGAUGCUUGACCGAUCACCGAAUGAGACGGAAUCUAACGAUGGCGAUCUGGAUGAGCUGGACACCGACAACGAGCUUGAAGAAGAUGUUGUAAACGCCACUAGCGAUGGUGAGAGAAUUAUAUGGCCGUGGAUGAGGAAAAUUCACGUUGCUGGCGUCGCGAACGGCUCGUUCCAGCCGGGAAUGGAACCGAAACGCCAACGUACCGCCUACACCCGGCAUCAAAUACUAGAACUGGAGAAGGAGUUCCAUUACAAUCGUUAUCUGACCCGACGACGACGGAUAGAAAUAGCCCACACACUGGUCCUGUCAGAGCGUCAAAUUAAAAUAUGGUUUCAAAAUCGGCGGAUGAAGUGGAAGAAAGAUAACAAACUGCCGAAUACGAAAAACGUACGAAAGAAAAACGGCGAUCAAGGUAAAAACAACACCACAUCGAACGCUACGGGCGGCCCAACGAAAAAAGGUCGUAAAGCGAACUCGUCAAGUUUAUCAAACGGGAAGAAGCAGAUGAACCUACAGAACGAAUGCUUUCGCACCGAGAGCCUUGACAGCAUGACGGACAUCCAUAAUUCAUUGAAUGGAAGCAAUCUCGCUGCUGCAGCCCCGUACAUUUCUGCAUCGGACGUCACCGGGGUGCUGUCAAUGAAUAAUAACAGCAGCAUCAACUCCGAAUCCGCCGCGUCCCACGAGCAGCAUCCGUCGCCGAUUGUGAACAACCCACCGCCGUCUGCUGGCAGUGUAAAUACAGUAGUUGCUCAUUCGAUCAGUAUUAAACAUGAUUACGAUCUAACAGCCCUAUAG
Messenger RNA from Sabethes cyaneus, 3293 nucleotides. RefSeq names its product homeotic protein deformed-like. Bases 489 to 3293 code for a protein of 934 amino acids. Gene Ontology annotation, biological process: regulation of transcription by RNA polymerase II; anterior/posterior pattern specification. Gene Ontology annotation, cellular component: nucleus. The record is from RefSeq and is a predicted model, not a curated record. Gene Ontology annotation, molecular function: RNA polymerase II cis-regulatory region sequence-specific DNA binding; DNA-binding transcription factor activity, RNA polymerase II-specific. NCBI's taxonomy places the organism in Eukaryota, Metazoa, Arthropoda, Insecta, Diptera, Culicidae. The transcript has 10 exons.